UUCACCCGAACGCGACAACAUAGGGCACACCCCGGACCCUGGCUCUGUAAACAUCAGCUGCGUUAGCUUCUGUUUCUGUGAUUUUGGGAGAUUUUAAAGUUUAUUUUUCAAACGGUAAAGCGCAGUUUAACGCUGGAGGAGGCGGUCGCGCUGCUGGAGCUGUACCUGGUUGUUAUGGUGAUUUCUUUCUCCUGGGCUGUUUAUUUUCUCUUCGUGUCUAAACCAGGAAUAGGGAAGAACUACAGGGUGGACUGAGGAGCUCUUCAGCUGCAGGUCAAUUUACUACUGAUACACACUUAAUCCCAGAGCUGACCCCAGAACUGUUCACACUACACUACUGUCCUCAGGUUUUUGAGAUGGAACAGCUGAGGUAGCUAGUGGUUUCCAGUUUAAAGCUUUAAACAUGGACUUCUCAAAGUUUCUUGCGGAUGAUUUCGAUGUGAAGGAUUGGGUGAAUGGCGCAUUUAAAGUGGCGCAGCAAGAAGCGCCUGGAAGAGCUGAUGCGCAUGCAGCGACUCUCGUCAUGAAGCUUCAGCUGUUUAUUCAAGAAGUUAACAACUCGAUAGAAGAGAGCAGCAUUCAGGCCCUGCAAAACAUGCCACGCGUGUUGAGGGAUAUAGAGGCUCUGAAGCAAGAGGCUUCGUUCCUGAAGGAUCAGAUGACUAUGGUGAAAGAAGACAUCAAAAAGUUUGAACAGGACACACUGCAGUCCAUGCAGGUGCUGGUGGAGAUUGAUCAAGUGAAGUCUAGGAUGCAGUUAGCAGCUGAGGCUCUACAGGAAGCAGAUAAAUGGAGCACGCUUAGCGCAGACAUUGAGGAGACGUUCAAGACACAGGAUGUGGCUGUGAUCAGCAGUAAGUUGGCAGCGAUGCAGAGCAGUCUGGCCAUGCUGGUGGAUACUCCAGACUACAGCGAGAAGUGUGUGCAGCUGGAGGCUCUCAAAAAUAGACUUGAGGCUCUCGCCAGCCCUCAGAUAGUCUCUACUUUUAACACACUCUCUACAGAUCAAGCCAAGCUGUUUGUGCGAGUUUUCACAGAAAUAGACAGAAUGCCUCAGCUAUUGGCUUACUACUAUAAGUGCCACAAGGUGCAGCUGCUGAAUGUGUGGGAGAGUGUGUGUCAGUCUGACGCUCCUCUACAGCAGCAGCUCUCAGAGUUUUAUGACACACUCCUCUCAACUUGGCACACACAGUUACAGUGGACUGGCCAGGUCUUUAAAAACCCCUAUGAGGUGGUGACCGUACUGACGAUCCAAACUCUGGGUGCCAUGGUUCCAUCCAUCCCAGACAGCAUUGCAGCAGCACUAGAAUGCUGCCCUGCUGAGGGCCGUCUGGAGACAAUCCUGGAACUCCAUCAGACAGCUGCCAACUUCAGCCGCAGCCUGGAAACUGCAAUGCAGCCGCACCUCAGUGAGUGUAACCUUUUGAAGGUGUGUGAACUGGUGUCGUGUGUGUGUUCACCAUAUAAAAGUUAUCAGAUGCAGUAUGGAGAACUAGAGGAGACCAACCUACUGAUCCAACUCAGUGCUGUACCACUGGAGCGUGGGGAGGUCUUGGAUUGUGUGCUGGAGCUCACACACUCUGUACAGAAGGUGUUUGGCCUGGCAGCCACUGCUGUGGAUCGCUGUGUAAAACUUACAGAUGGACUGGGAGUGUGUGGCCUCAUCAAAGCUCUUCGUGCACUGUUCAGCAAAUAUGUGUCAGAUUUCUCUGUCACUCUUCAGUCAAUCAGAAAGAAGUAUAAAUUUGAGGAAGCCCCUACCUCUGAAGUGUUCACUGAGGAUUGGACAGCUUUCCAGAAUUCUGUCAGGAUAAUUGCUACCUGUGGGGAGCUUCUCAGACAGUGUGGGGCUUUUGAGCAGCAGCUUUCAAACAAGAUUCUUGGAAAGGCAGGGCGAUUUCUGUGGGAGGGGUUUAACCCAAGAAGUCUGAGCGGUCUGCAAGAGGGUGGAGCUGAGAGACGGGGCCAGAAGAACCCAUGGCAGGAAUAUAAUUACCUGCAGCAGAGCAGCAUGGCGGAGUACAAUAAUCUGCUGGAAACUCUGCACACCCUCAAGGAGAAAGGCACUGGAAACUCCAGCCUGCUGUCUGAGACUCGUGCUGCUCUGACCCGUCUGAACCAGCAGGCCAAUCAGCUCGCCUUUGACUCUGUGUUUCUGCAAAUCAAACACCAGCUCUGCCUCGCCAAUAAGCCAGAGUUUCGGGGUUCUGCUGGUCUGGGUGAAACACUGAAUGAAAACCUACCAACCUUCAGUCUCUCGCCACAGGAGUACAUUACUAACAUUGGGCAGUAUAUCAUGUCUCUUCCACUGCAUUUGGAGCCAUUUGUGACCCAGGAGGACCCAGCACUGGAACUGGCCUUACACACAGGAAAACUACCAUAUCCACCUGAGCAAGGUGAUGAUGUCCCGGAGCUGGAGAACACAGCAGAUUAUUGGCUGGGUUCAAUAGCCAGGGCGACCAUGCAGACAUACUGUGAUGUUAUUCUGCAGAUUCAGGAGCUGAAUCCGCAUUCAACAAAACAACUGGCUACUGAUAUCGAUUACCUAAGCAAUGUAAUGGAUGCACUGGGGCUGCAAACAUCUAGAACUCUCCAGAACAUCACCACUCUUCUCCGGGCCAAACCUGAAGAAUUUCGCCAGACUGCCAAACCCUUGCCCCGCAGACUGUCCUCCACCGUUGCUGCCAUGCGGGGCAUUGAGUACUAAAAAAACAACAGAGAUUUUCUCUUUCAUUUGUUUUUCCUUUUAUUUUUUUCCUGUCUGAACCGUGGCCUCUGCAUGCUUUAUCAGCAAACUCUCUUUCUUAAUUAUACAGAAAUGUCAGCUGACCAAUUUUUUUUUAAGUUGUCUAACAGAUGUGAGUGAUGAGGGGUGAAAUAUAACUGUGCUGAUGGGUGAUGUAAUAUAAUAUCUAUGUGAAAUAAAUUUUAUUUGAGUGAAUCUGUAGAUGCAGUUUGGGAGUUUGUUCAUUUAUGUGGAGAUAAAGCAGGAUCUCUGUGGUUUGGGAACACUAGCUUCUCUACUGUGUCUGUCUCUCUUUGCUCUGCUGUUACUGGAUUUCCUUUUUCAUAUUUAUGAACUAAAUAAACAAACACUUGUUUGUGUUUACAGUGA
This is a messenger RNA of Astyanax mexicanus (Mexican tetra), 3115 nucleotides long. It is a transcript of the gene cog7, whose product is annotated as component of oligomeric golgi complex 7. The coding region runs from base 404 to 2707 and encodes 767 amino acids. Lineage: Eukaryota; Metazoa; Chordata; Actinopteri; Characiformes; Acestrorhamphidae. The record is from RefSeq and is a predicted model, not a curated record. The transcript has 18 exons. Gene Ontology annotation, cellular component: COG complex. Gene Ontology annotation, biological process: intracellular protein transport; retrograde vesicle-mediated transport, Golgi to endoplasmic reticulum; Golgi organization.